GAAUUUGGAUGAAUGAAUUCGCAUCUCUUCUCAAUUGAAUGAAUUUAUUGUAAAUUUCCUCAUGCAUUUCUCAUUUUCUUAAUAUAUUAGCCGAUUUUUGCUCACACAGUAAAGCUUUUUAGCGGGAGCUUAAAAGAGAACUGAUUCGAGGUUUUGAACAUAUUCAUUUGAUAUUCUAUCUCGUUGAUUAUUAGUUAAUGUGCUUGUGAUCACAGCAGAAAUUCAAGGAAUAUUCUACGGUAACGGUAAUCAUUAGAAACCGCUUAAACUCUGAAACUGUUCAUCACAUACAUUUUCUGAAUUUCAAUCUCCUCAGAAAUCACGCGCAUAUGGUGUUUGUAUACAGAGUCCAGAGCACAAUCACGAACCUUUAUUAACGAACUCAGAUCUUACUGAGUACAUCAUUUGUCCAACAGGAAAGUUUGGAAAUUUGGAGGUAGCUCAAACUCAAAUUCAAAAUCAAGAAUUUGAAGAACGUCAUGGAAUUUUUUUACGGAAGCAGUAAUGAUAUGCAAGCUUACAAAGUCCAUUCCUUCGACGGCAAUGUUUCGCCGAUCAACGCUCAGAACUUCAUAGGACGAGGCCGUUUCUAUCCUGGAUCAAAAACUCCUACCCUCGAUCCUUACGUUUCUUCAGAAAGUACAGGUAGUUCUUCCAAUAUAGUCUCUCCGCUAGCCAGAUACCUUUGUCCUCGCUCGCCGCUGCCAUUUACUAGCGAUUCUCCGAAGCACCGUUCUUUGGUCAAUACUAGCAGCGGAAGCAGAAGCGGUUCCGGCGGCGGAGUUUCCCGUUCGCCUCUAGCGUCACUAGAAAACAUCGAGAUUCCCCUGAUGUUCAGAACUCCGGUGAAGGUCGAAGAGGAUGUGGUAGUCAUGGACGGUAUUCUCGUUGAGCCGAAACAUGGUCCGAGAGCUAAAUUGUCACCGUCGACAUCAGAUUCAGGUGGACGGUUGUCUUCGUCGACAUCGGGAAAAGACAAUAGCUUUCAUAAAUCGGAAACUUGUCGGUGGUGGGAAGAUUCCGGCAGUUGCCGCUUUGGUUCCAAAUGCCGGUUUGUACACGGGAAAGAAGAUUUACGCCCAACUGCUUUCGCCAACAGAAAUUCAUCUGAGGCACUGCUCUGCAGAUCAUACAGUUCUGGAUCAUCUUCGUAUGGACCAAGGGGACGAUCUGUUCAUCACCAGGUCCACUCAACCGCGCCUCCAACAGAAGCAGCAGAAAUGUCCACCCCAACUACUACUACUACUCUUAAAGUGUUUACUAAAGACAAAGAGCCCUCAAGCAGCGACAGUAGCACCACUUCCACCUCCACCGGUACUAUCUCUGGCACUGACUGGUGUCCCCUGGAUGAUAAUAUCGAGGUCACCUUGCCUUCUUCUGGUGAAAAUUGUGCUUCCAGGGAAGAUGUUGAUGCUCAUAUACAGACUGUUCUCUAUGGCCCUUCUGGAAGGAAGAGAUUGCCGGUAUUCAUUGACUUUGCUGAGGAGUAGAUAUUCCAUAUUAACGAGUCAGUUCAAGCCAUCAAUUCUCAAUAAAGGUAAUCAAGAGCUGUUAGUUACUUCGUUGUGUUCAAAAAGGGUUUAGGUGCUUUUGUUGUGUUGCAGAUUUGACAUCCUGAAAGUACUAUCAUAACCAAGACAAUACUCUCAAAUAAUAUCUAGUAUAUGAAUGGACAACUGGGCAUUAUAUCAUACAACAUAGAAUUGCUGAUAGUAUAAUGUCUGGGACAUGGAAUAAAACAGGAAACAUAUCAUAAUUGAUCGAACAUGCAGGGGUCUUGUUUUUGAAUUGCUUUCCUGAAUAUUGAGCUUUUGUAUCUAAGAUCAAGUUAAUUAA
Molecule: messenger RNA, 1836 nt
Organism: Solanum dulcamara
Lineage: Eukaryota; Viridiplantae; Streptophyta; Magnoliopsida; Solanales; Solanaceae
Exons: 5
Coding region: 480-1490 (336 amino acids)
Molecular function (GO): metal ion binding; mRNA binding
Source: RefSeq, a predicted model, not a curated record